Eubalaena glacialis (North Atlantic right whale) is the source of this 1018-nucleotide messenger RNA. RefSeq names its product citrate synthase lysine methyltransferase (gene CSKMT). The coding region runs from base 279 to 1001 and encodes 240 amino acids. The record is from RefSeq and is a predicted model, not a curated record. Lineage: Eukaryota; Metazoa; Chordata; Mammalia; Artiodactyla; Balaenidae. The transcript is spliced from 3 exons.
UUUUCGAGGACGGCGACCGAGUCUGUGGAGCCGCCCCAGGAGCCGGAGCUGUCGCAUCCCCUCCUCUUCCACUUCCCGUUGCAAACAAUAAAGGCCGUUCGUACCGUAGUAAGUUUGUGUCCGCGUUCUUUUUUUCCGAGGCUGCAGAGUUAGGGAGGCUGUACGCGUGAUUCCGCACAGCGGAUUUUGCAAAUCUUCCCUUGGACCUCAGGCCCCUGCCGGAGCGCGGGCGACAUUUUCGCAGAAGUUUCUCUGGCCGACCUUGCCGGCACCUCCGGAUGGCAGCCCUGCGCCGAACCCUCCACCUGGCGAGCCUGGCGGCGGGGGCGCGUCGCGCCGUGGCGGGCUCCCUGGCUGGUAGCUGCCUGGCGGACCGCCGCCUCUGGGAUAAGCUCCCCGUCCAGCCCCGUGAGGGCAGCGCCGGCACCUUCGACUGGUUCUUUGGAUACGAGGAAGCCCAGGGGCUCCUACUGCCGCUGCUGCAGGGGGCACCAGCUGCCUGUCCGCCGCGGGUGUUGGACGUGGGCUGUGGGACCUCCAGCUUGUGUACAGGCCUCUACACCAAAUGCCCGCACCCAGUGGACGUGUUGGGGGUGGACUUCUCUCCUGUGGCUGUGGCCCACAUGAACAGCCUCCUGGAAGGUGGCCAAGGCCAAACACCCCUGUGCCCGGGGCACCCUGCCUCACGCCUCCACUUCAUGCAAGCUAAUGCCCAGAACCUGCAGCCAGUGGCUUCCUCAGGCUCUUUCCAUCUAGUGCUAGACAAGGGCACCUGGGAUGCUCUUGCCCGGGGUGGUCUGCCUGGGGCUUACCAGCUGCUGUCAGAGUGCCUGAGGGUCCUAAGCCCUGGGGGGACCCUGAUUCAGUUCUCAGAUGAGGACCCUGAUGUACGGCUGCCCUGCCUGGAGCAAGGGUCCCAAGGCUGGACUGUGUCUGUGCAGGAGCUGGGCCCUUUCGGGGGCAUCACCUACUUUGCUUACUUGGUUCAAGCCUCCAAUUAAAGACUUUUAAAACCUGA